Messenger RNA from Aplosporella prunicola CBS 121167, 2154 nucleotides. RefSeq lists its product as uncharacterized. NCBI's taxonomy places the organism in Eukaryota, Fungi, Ascomycota, Dothideomycetes, Botryosphaeriales, Aplosporellaceae. Gene Ontology annotation, cellular component: cytoplasmic vesicle; clathrin adaptor complex. The record is from RefSeq and is a predicted model, not a curated record. Gene Ontology annotation, biological process: endocytosis; intracellular protein transport. The coding region runs from base 77 to 1891 and encodes 604 amino acids. The transcript has 2 exons.
CACUCACUCACUCACUCACUCAACAAUUGAUUCUCUCUGCGGCGCAUGGGGCUGCCCGAGCACCACAGCAGCAGUCAUGAGCGCCGUCGAAGCGCUGUACAUCUUCGAUGAGCACAACAACCUCAUCCUCGAGCACGUCUACUGCGCGCGCCCGCCCGCCGCGCCCGUCCUGCUGCCGCUCUACCUAGCACACCCGGCGCCGCGCCCGUCGCUCAUGUAUCUGCCGUCGACAAACCCGCCCACGCUCGUGCACAACAUGAUCCAGGACCGGCUGCUGUUCCUGGCGCCGUCGAGCGCCGACACGGAGCCGCUGCUGGUGCUCGAGUUCCUGCACCGCGUGGCCGACGCCAUCGAGGACUUUCUCGGCAGCCCGCUGCUGGCGGCCAAGAUCGAGACGAGCUACGACGUCGUGGCCCAGCUGCUCGGCGAAAUGUGCGACGCCGGCCUCGUGGCCACGACCGAGCCCAACGCCCUGCGCGACGUCGUCGACGCCCCCAGCUUCAUGAAGAACCUCCUCGGCGGCGUGGGGCUGCCCAGCUCUUCGCCCUCGCUGAGCCCGACAAAUACACCCUUCUCCCUCCAGCGGCCUGCGCUUAAACCCUCCCUCACCCCGCCCGGCUCCUCGCCUUCCUCUGCCAUCCCCUGGCGCCGCGCCAAUGUCCGCCAUACCAGCAACGAGAUGUACGUCGACGUCGUCGAGACGCUGAACGUGACGCUCACACCCAGCGGGAGGCCGCUCGUCGCCCUCGCCAACGGCAGCAUAGCCUUCACGUCGAAAGUGUCGGGCGUGCCGGACCUGAUACUACGGCUAGACGCGCCCGGCGGCAUCGCCAACAUCGUGUCGCUGCCCGUGUUCCACCCGUGCGUGCGGCUGGCGCGGUGGCGCGACCGCCCCGGCGAGCUCAGCUUCAUCCCGCCCGACGGCCGCUUCGUGCUGCUGGGCUACGAGGUCGACCUGCUGGGCGACGACUACCUGCUGCGGCCGGAGAACCUCAAGCCGGGUCACGGAAGCGGCAGCAGCCAGGGCGCGAAGCUCAACCUCCCGGCCACGGUCGAAGUGAAGACGAGUCUGGGGCCCACGGGCGCGGACUUCGAGGUGCGGCUGGCGCUGUCGUCGCGCUUCCGCAGCGGCGGCGCCGCGGCUGCCGCGUCUUCUACGUCUGCGUCCUCGGCCGCGGCCGCCAGCCUCAGCAGCAUAAGCAGCGCGGCGGGGACUGGACGGCCCGGCGGCCCUGGCCGCAGCCCCUCCGGCUUCGGCGCGCAUGCGGGGUCCUCGGCCGCGCCGCAGCUGUCGGACGUGGUGGUGCGGGUGCCGCUGCCGGCGGCGGUGCGCAACGUGGGGGACCUGCGGGCGUCGCGCGGCGAGGUGACGUACGCGCCGGGAGAAGCGGCGCUGGAGUGGCGGGUUGGGGCCAAGGACGCGGCGGCGCUGAUGCAGCUGGGGAUGGGGGCGGUGGCGACGCUGCGGGGGAGCGUCGUUGGCGGCAGUGGAGGGGAAGAAGACGACGAGGACGACGAGGGCGGCGGCGUGCUGGGUGAGGGGCUGGGCAACCGGUACGAGUACGACGACGACGGGGACGGCGCGGGCAGCGGAUACCAGUCUGCUGCGGGGCUGGGGAGCGGCGCGCCGCCGCUGAGCAGCAAGACGAACAGCGGGGGGGACGCAGAGCUAGAGGCGCGGCUGGAGCGGCGCAAGCGCGCGAACCGGCUGCUGAUGCCGGCGAGCGCGGCGCUGAGUUUCCAGGUCAAGGGGUGGUUGGCGAGCGGGGUGCGGGUGGAGAGCUUGAACGUCGACACCAAGAUGAGUCGCGGGCUGGGGGCCGGGGUGACGCCUUAUAAGGGGGUCAAGUACUUGACGGGAAGUCGGGAGGGGGUCGAGGUGAGGUGUUAGGAUUGUUUGUGUGUGUGCAUGGCCUUCCUUGGUGGCGUGGGUAGGUAUUGAUUGAUGCUUGAUGUUCAUCAUGUUUGAUGUUUUGGUAUGGUGGUUUGGUGGUGGUGGUUUGACGCGGUGCAUGAUGGAUUGAUGGAUGGAUGGGUGGACGAUGGUAGAGCAGGCUGUGGAGGGAACGGUACAUAGGAGGUAUAACCAAAUAGACAGAGACGCAGCAGCGGAAGGGCUCAUGAAUUGAUUGACUGUAUGUAUGAUGAUGGGAG